This is a messenger RNA of Megalobrama amblycephala (Wuchang bream), 1589 nucleotides long. It is a transcript of the gene ripply2, whose product is annotated as ripply transcriptional repressor 2. NCBI's taxonomy places the organism in Eukaryota, Metazoa, Chordata, Actinopteri, Cypriniformes, Xenocyprididae. Gene Ontology annotation, cellular component: nucleus. Gene Ontology annotation, biological process: negative regulation of transcription by RNA polymerase II; embryonic pattern specification. The record is from RefSeq and is a predicted model, not a curated record. The transcript is spliced from 3 exons. The coding region runs from base 928 to 1416 and encodes 162 amino acids.
AGUGGAUAGAUUUGAUAUUUGGUUGAUGACUGAUUGUAAUGUGAAAGACAACAGAUGCCGCUAAUAUUGGUGAAUCUGCCUUCAUAAAAAAGAAAAUGACUUCACCAGGUGAAACCAAACACACUCGAGCGCCUCGUUUAAUCUCUUUUAGCGUUUAAACUUUGCUUUCUAUCCUCAGAAAGCUCUAAUAAAGCACUAUUAAUCACAAGAACACAGCAGGACAGUCAGACUGCAGCACAGGUAAGCGUCUUCAGUUUCUCAUCUCUGUGUCUGUGAUGUUUAUUUCGGGCGUUUGUCUCUCUUGAACUGGAGAAUAAAGUUCAUGAACUCGCACGAGUCUCAGCAGGAGCGCGCGCGCCACAGAUCGGCACGCGCCAUGUUUGUGUUUGAGAGCAAAUGGUUUGGAUUUCGCUUCACACCUUUGGAUCUCCACACAGGAUUAAACUAAAGCAUCUAAUUAUCACCAAAUCAUCAUAUUAGUAAAUGCGCAAUCACAGCUGACAGUUUUGCUAAGCUGAAAGGGAAUGUUCCCUGAACAUUUUAAAAACGUUUUUCUUGAACGUAAAGGGAAAUAUUACUUUUGAAUGUUCUCUAAACAUUCUGAAACCUGGUAACAUUUUAAAAAAACGUCAAACUAUGAAUCGUUUAGUUUGAUAGUUUGACGUUUUUUAAUAUACGGAAUAUAUAUAAUAUACGGAAGUUACGCAAUCAUUACAAGCGCACAAACCGUUAUUGAUCGUAUUAAAUAACGUACAAAAAUAUAAAAUAACAGAUUUUUCACAUUUUAUAAAUAAAUAUUAACAACACGAAUUAAUUAAAAGCACUUACAUGUGAAAGAAUUAAACAUUUAUCAUAUUUUUCAGUAUUUUCUGUGCGUAAACACAUGAGACAAGCACAGGUCAUUAAAGAAUCAGUUGUUGUUAGUAAAUGUGUCAACUCGCCAUGUGUUGGCGGGAGUGUGACAUCACACCUUCACCAUUGCGCGUGUCAGCCGCGAGGCGUGAACGCACCGUUUGGCACGAGCGCGCGUGCGGGUAUAUAAGGGCUCGAGACUUCAGUCCGAACAUCAUUCUGACCGGAAACAUCAUGGAGAAAAUCACUCUGACACACGGAUUAAACGCUGAAAUUAAGCCCUGGAGACCUUGGGUCAGUAAACCCAGUCAUGGACGCAGAACUGCCGCUCUUAAGCCUUAUGAAAGACCGUCCGCUGACCAGCAACACUUUAAAGUGUCCACCAUCACACACCCUGUGAAGUUGUUCUGGCCCAAAUCCCAGUGUUUCGAUUACUUGUACCAGGACGCGGAGAUUCUCCUGCGAAACUAUCCGGUUCAGGCCACGAUCUGCCUGUAUGAGGACUCAGACACUGAUGAUGAUGAUGACGAUGACGAUGAAGAGGAUGAGAAAGAACUCAACUGAACACAUCUUUAUUUAUAUGGACUGCAAAUUCUGAUUCACUUUAUUUAGUCAAAGUAUGUAAAUAUGUACAGUAUAUAAAAAGAAUUGAACUUUAUUUUUUUAGUAUUUAUAAUAAAUUAUUCUGAAUUCCAACUGUAACUUAUUUCCUUGAAAUAAAUAUCGAAAUAUUCAAA